AUGGUUACCCAUAGUCUGCAACUUCCCACCUGUAUUAGUCCAAACGGGGGGAAUCUGGACGACUUUGCUGCACUGAUGACCUGUUUCUUUUGGUUCGAGACCAUGGAUACGAUUAAUGCCGCGGAGCAUAUCAAAGAACGUUCGCCCUCCGAGCCAAUCCCCCCGUUGUCUGCAUACACCGAACCCUGCCCCGCGUACAAGCAGUGGGUUAAUAAGACGCUCUCUACGACUCAAGUAACGCAGAACGUGAUCCUGUUGGCGUUGUUAUUUGUGUACCGGCUAAAGAAGGCAAACCCGAAGGUGAACGGUAGCCCAGGUAGCGAGUAUCGACUCUUGACGGUGGCCUUAAUGCUGGGCAAUAAGUUCUUGGAUGAUAAUACUUAUACGAACCACACGUGGGCAGAAGUUUCUUCUAUUUCGGUGAAAGAAAUCCAUGUUAUGGAGGUCGAAUUUUUGAGCAACAUGCGAUAUGGCUUGUUGACGUCUAAGGAGGAGUGGGAGGAAUGGUUAGAGAAGUUGGCCUGCUUCCACGAAUAUUAUGAAAGAGCGGUUAUGGAAGAGAAGCGUCGAAAUGCCCAGCCUCCCAUGCCGAUGACGGUACCUUCGCCGAUCCACACGAGAUUUACUCCCCCGUUGCCUUCACCGACUAACAUGGUAGCGUCAACUGGACAGAAUACAACAUUGGCUCUCGCGUCUGCUUAUUCUCCCAGCUCGGUAGCGCAUGCUCAAACCUGGAAUUCUUACCAUGGCACCCCUAUGGUCUCUCCACUUGCAGUCAAACAGAGUUUAGGUCAUCCAUUGGUGCGAAAGAGAGGGUUGGAAGGAGGAGACAUGAUGGAACCUGCUGCGAAGCGAGUCCCUCACCACUCGCUCGUUACAACAAUGCCGCCGAACCAGCAACCUCAAGGGGCUGUCGGUCCUCUUCGACUACCUAUGCCGCAUCUUACGCUCGACACAAGCCAAGCAGUCAUUCCCUCGGUAUAUCAACCACAGUCUACCUAUCCUCAGACGACCGUAUCAUUGCCGCCUCUUGGGGCUGGGAUGAAGGCCAUGUCCACGGUAUAUCCCGCUACGACUGGAUGGGCGCCCCCGGGCUCAGUACUCACUACAUGCGGGCCACAGAUACCAUCUUACGGUCUACCGUCAGGCUACGGCACACCGACGAAGCGACUUAGCCCUACGAGUUUAACUCCGUUUGGUUCGUCCCCGUUAGCCGAAUCGUUUGGAAACCACACACCCACCUCGAAUUCGCCGCUGGUGUACUUGCAGCAACGAGAUAGUCCUUACAAACCCGUUCGCCGUGUAAAUACUCUGCUUAACCCUCCUCCUUCUAUUCCUCUCUCGCAGUAUCACCUGGGUUCGAGUCAAAUGCACUAUCAGCCUCUGGGCCGACGAUACGACUUACGCUCUGGUAUUGUACCCGAGUUUCUUCCUACAUAUGCCAAUCAACGACCUUCAAGUCAUUCUCAUUAA
Molecule: messenger RNA, 1473 nt
Organism: Daldinia caldariorum
Lineage: Eukaryota; Fungi; Ascomycota; Sordariomycetes; Xylariales; Hypoxylaceae
Exons: 3
Coding region: 1-1473 (490 amino acids)
Biological process (GO): regulation of cyclin-dependent protein serine/threonine kinase activity
Cellular component (GO): nucleus; cyclin-dependent protein kinase holoenzyme complex
Molecular function (GO): protein kinase binding; cyclin-dependent protein serine/threonine kinase regulator activity
Source: RefSeq, a predicted model, not a curated record